UUUGGCGGGUUUUCAGCGCUGUUUCUUCUUGGGCGGAAGGGAAAAGUUUGCAACCCAGAAAACAAGAAUUAUUUUCUGCUGAAAGAAUGGACGGGGCUGAUGACUUAGACCUGUUAGCUUCCCUCUUAGAGGAGAAUGAAGCAGAAGAAGAUUCGGCAGAGAAGGAAAGAGCAGCUGACCAUCAGGAUGAGUAUGAUUUACUCUUUGAGGCAGAAGACGACGAGUCUUACACCGAGGAGGUGGAAGAGGGAGAGGAGGGCUCCACUGCUAGCCAGGAAAACAUGGCUGAGCUGUUUGGGGAUGUGACUGACCUGUUGGAGGAAGAGAAGAAAGAAGGAAACGUUCAGAAGAUAUCCCAUCCUGUAGUUCCUGAUCAAGUGAAAGAACCUUCCAAGGAAGAUCUUCAAGGUGAGUUGAGAAAGCUGCAAGAGCAGAUGAAAAAAUUGCAGGAGCAGUUGGGAAGGACGGCGAUAGGAAAGCCAGCUGAUUCUGAUCCCUGCAAGAAAACAUCUGGGAAAUCAACCGCUGGUGUCAUUAAGGAAAGGACUCCUUCCAAGGUUCAAAAAUGCCCGUCUUUUUCAGCCCAGCUGAACAGUCCUGCUUUAGCCCUGCCAAAAAGCCAGUUCCAGAAAUCAAAAUCUAUGAUUGCAGUGAAUAAGAACCACACUUCAAAAGCUACACCUCGUCUGCUCUCACAGCCACUUAAAUCUGUGGUUGGAAACAGACCCGCUGCGGAUUCCAGUAAGAAAAUUCCAGUGACAAAAAAUUCCGAGAUCAAGAAUCAAAAUGUGUCCGUGGAAAUCUACUCUGGCUUGAAAUUAAGAAAACCUCGUGUCUCUUCGACCGAGAUGGAGAGGAAAAUGACUGGGCGGAAGCUGAUUAGGCUGUCUCAGGUACAAGACAAACUCCGAUCGUCAAAUCUUGAAGAAAUGGAUUGGGUCACCUUUGGUGUCAUAAUAAAGAAAAUGACUCCUCAAAGCAUCAACAAUGGUAAAACGUUCAGCAUAUGGCACCUGAACGACCUGCGUGACUUCAGCAGGUCCGUCUCUCUCUUCUUGUUUGGGGACGUUCACAAAGAGCACUGGAAGACAAAUCAAGGCAUGGUUGUAGGCCUCCUCAACGCUAACCAGAUGAAACCCAAGGAAGGAUCAGAGGAGGUGUCUCUAUCCGUCGAUCAUCCUCAAAAGAUCCUGAUUUUGGGGGAAGCCAUGGACUUGGGGACUUGUAAAGCGAGGAAGAAAAAUGGAGAGCCCUGUACUCAGAUAGUUAAUCAGAGCGAGUGUGAGUAUUGUCAGUAUCACAUACAAUCUGAGUAUCGAAAACGGAGCUCGAAGAGGGCAGACCUGCAGUCUACUUUCUCCACCACCCGGGCACCGAAACGGUCAGCCAAGCGGAACCUCGGCUUGAAAGAGAAGCUCUGCCAAGAUGGUUUUUACUACGGAGGAGUUUCCUCUGCGGCUUACGCUGCCUCCGUGGCCGCAGCUGCCAUUCCCAAAAAGAAAGUCCAAACGACGUUGACAAAUUUAGUUGUGAGAGGAGUGGAUGCGAUUCUGCAGGAAACCAAAGAAAAAUUGGGUCUUGGAAAGCCACCCUGUUCAGAAGAAUUCAAGGAACUCUUGGCGAUGCCUUCGUCUGGAGCCCGGAACCUCAAUAAACACUUCACCCAAGGAUCUACAGGGAAGCCAACCUCAGUUAUCCACUCCAUCUCUCCUUCAGCUUUGCUGAAGCUACAGAAACAACAAAUGUUGGCGGCCCGGAAACGAAGAUCUGAUGAAAUCCAGAGAAGAUUUCUUCAGGACCCUGCUGUUAAAAAGACCCCAGUCUCUUCUGUGGGGCAGGCUGUGCUGCAGUCCCCAACUCCAGCGUCCGAGUUUCCUAAAGCUGGACAACUGUCCAGCCCCCAGACCCCCAGACUUGGUUCGGGUCUCUCUGAAGGGGACGACGUUCUCUUCUUUGACGAUUGCCCCACUCCGGCCCCCAAACUGAGCCGCUUGGCAGAAGCCAAAAAGAUGGCAGCGAUAAAGAAACUGCGCGCAAAAGGCCAGAUCCUUUCCAAAGUAGAUCCCAACAGCGUCAAACGGAAACGAUCAGAUUUUGACGUUCCAGGGAUUUUUGAAAGAGUGGAGCAAAAUAUCGCCGAUUCAGAAGAGGGGGGAAUAUUAGAGCCCGUCGAAAAGAAACGGCGCCAGCAGCUUGAAUACCUGGAAUCGGAGGAGUUUCAGGAGAUCCUGAAUGCUCGCUCAAAACACAACGGUGUCCUUAAGGAGUUUGAGGCUGAGAUGCAGGAAAGGUACUUCGAGCCCUUGGUGAAAAAAGAACAAAUGGAAGACAAGAUGAGGAGCAUCCGAGAAAUGAAAUGCCGUGUGGCAACUUGCAAAACGUGCAACUACACCUAUUUCAAACUGCUGGAUUCGUGCGUGGCGGAAGGUCACGCUUACCACUGGCACAACGGGAUGAAGAGAUUUUUCAAGUGUGCCUGCGGGAACAGAGCCAUUUCCCUGGACAAGCUCCCCAAAAAACACUGCAGUAAUUGUGGCCUCUUUAAAUGGGAACGUGAUGGAAUGCUCAAGGAGAAGAAAGGCCCCAAAAUCGGGGCAGAAACUCUCCUGCCAAGAGGAGAAGAACACGCCCAGUUUCUCAACAGCAUGAAAUAAUGGCGGAUGGAUCCUGCCUUUGGCUAUUGAAUUUCCCCUCUGGAGAACUUCAGAACUCCGUGAAGCGUUUUCACACAGCCAUCUUCCUUCUAUGAACGACAGUCCGAUCCGAAUAACUUUUUCUGUUCCUUUGAAACUUGGUAAGGAUGUGGCUAAUCCUUGUCCUUCAUUGGAUUUGGGAAGAAAUGUCUUCUCGGAUAGUUCGUGGUGUAUUUGGAACGGAACCGCGAAGUCCAUUUCUUUGGAACUUUCUCUGAGAUUUUGGCAGUUCAGGAUGAGGCUGAAAAAAUAUUGGCACUCUUGUUUUCUGAGGUUCAGUUGUAGCUGAAGAAAUCCUCCGGAUAGGUCUUCGCCUAAAGCAGUGUUUCUCAACCUUGGAAGCUUGAAGAUGGGUGGACUUCAACUCCCAGA
Pantherophis guttatus is the source of this 3065-nucleotide messenger RNA. It is a transcript of the gene MCM10, whose product is annotated as minichromosome maintenance 10 replication initiation factor. NCBI's taxonomy places the organism in Eukaryota, Metazoa, Chordata, Lepidosauria, Squamata, Colubridae. Gene Ontology annotation, cellular component: nuclear replication fork; nucleus. The record is from RefSeq and is a predicted model, not a curated record. Gene Ontology annotation, biological process: DNA replication; DNA replication initiation. Gene Ontology annotation, molecular function: DNA replication origin binding; single-stranded DNA binding.